AUGAAAGAUAAUACUUGGUUCACAACAAGUCUUAUCAUUCAACUCUUUAUAUUGUUAUUAAUAUGUGUCAGUAGUAGUGAUGUAAUAACAUCAGUCAAUGGUCAAACAAUUCAAGAUGAUAUUUAUAUUGUUCCAAUUCCAAAAGUAGUAACACCUGAAUAUGGAUCACUUUCAUUAACCCCACAAGUUUAUUAUUUUAAUUCAUCAUAUUCAUCCAGUUCAUUACAAUAUUUAUAUUCCAUGUCAGAUGGUUCAACAUUGAAAAGUGGCAUGUCAUUCACAUCAAAUGGUUUAUUUACAUUUUAUCCAAAUCCAUCACAAAUUGGUCAAUUUAAUAUAUUAAGAAAUGUAUCAUAUUAUAAUAGUGAUAACAAGUUUACAAUAAUUUCACACACCAUUACAAUUCAAGUAAUUUCAUCACCUUCCAAUAAUGGUAAUCAAUUACAAUUAUUAUUUUCAGAUAAUUUCACAUUUAAUUUAUCAAAUUGGAAUUUAAUUGAUGGAACAAUGAAAUUACAAUCAAAUCAAUUAAAUUUAUUCCAAAAUAAUACAAUUUUAACAAGUGUUAAAUAUUUUGAUAUUUUUAAUAAUAAUAAUAAUGGUUUAACUUUUACUUUUAAUUUAUUAACUUCAUGGACUUCUACAAGAGGUAUAUUACUAUAUAUAGAUAAAUUGAAUUAUUAUGAAAUUAAUUUAUCAAAUUCACCUUUAACUAUUAAACGUUAUUUAAAUGGUGAAUUAACAAUUGUAUUACAAAGUACUAAAUUAUUACAAGUUCAUACUUCAAAUUAUUAUUCAAGUUAUAAAUUAUUUUUACAAUUUACUAAAAAUGGAAUUUUAAUCAAUUUGGCUAAAAUUGGAACAUUAUCAAGUGAUUAUUAUUUAAAUGUAAUUGAUAAUUUUACUAAUAUGGAAUUAUUUAAAAAUAUUAAAUUUGGAUUUUUUGAUAAAAGUGCAUCUUCACCAACUGUGUCCACUUUUAAAGUUUUACAAUUUCAAGUUUUUAAUGGAAAAUUAAUUCACACCAGACAAGCACAAACUUAUCAUGUUGAUGCAACUAAUGGAAAUGAUUUAAAUGAUGGGUUAACAAAAUCAACUGCUUUAAAAACAUUAAAUACAGCUCAAUAUCAAUUAUUACCUGAUGAUACUUUACUAGUUUAUGAUUCUAUUUAUAGAGAAAGUUUCCAAAUUAAUAGAGAAGCAUCAAUUUAUCAUCCAAUUACAAUUAAAGCAGUUAAUCAACCAACUACUACAACUACCACAUUUACAACAACACCAUAUACUCAUACAUCAAUUAUUGAUGGUUCACUUGUAUUAGAUAAUUCUAAAUUAACUAAAAUUAGUAAUAGUAACAUUUAUCAAACCUAUAUUAAAUUUACACCAGAUGUAGUUUAUUUAAAUGGUGUGAAAAUGAAUGAAAUGUUUAAAUAUGAUUCAUUUGGUAAUAGAGUUUCAGAUAAUUAUUGGAAUGGUGCUGAUUUAUAUCAUUAUUAUUAUGGAGCUAAUAUUGUUUUCACACGUAGAAUUUUAUCUUACAAUGCAUCAACCAAUACUAUUGGAAUGGAAUAUAGAGAUUCUAUAUGGGGACAAUUAAUUAUUUCAACAAGUGAUUUCUAUGCUAUUGGUAAUCAUGUUGGUUGUUUUUCACAAGCUAAUCAAUAUGUUUCCUCUAAUAAUCAAAUAUCAGUUUCAUUGAGUAGUGAUCCAUAUUAUAUUCAAUCUAAUUCUCUAUUAUUAGAAGUAUCAUCUCUCUCGAAUGGUAUUAAAUUUACAAAUGGAAUGGAAGGUAUUAGAGUUCAAGGAUUAAUGAUUAGAAAAUUCACAAGUGAUGGAAUUCAAUGUUCUUCUCAAUGUGUCAGUUUCACAUCCUCUCAAAACAUACUCAUUGAUGGAGGUGAACAUUCACAAAAUUUCAAUAAUGGAAUUAAUUUUGGAGGUGGAAUGAAAGAUUCAACUAUUGAAAAUUCCUACGUUCAUGAAAAUGUCAAUAAUGGUAUUUGGGUUGGACCACAUUUUAGUCAACGUCUCCAUCCAGAUAAUAUUCAAUUAGCUAGUUCACAUAAUGUAACAUUAGAUUCUAAUAUUCUCAUUCAAUCAGGUGGUGAUCAAAAUAUGUGGAUGGAACAAAAUGGUCUCGUCACAUUUAAAAGAAAUAUUUUCAUUAAUGGACCACUUGGUUUAAAUCAUGCAUUGAAUUUAGUAUUAAUUAAUAAUAUAUUUUAUCAAUCAUGGAUGAGAUAUUCAUUUAAAUUUGAAAAUUAUGUUACUUAUAGUUCACUUGUUGGUUUACAAAGUGUUUUAGAUUGGAAUCAAAUGUUUAAUAGUUUAAAUAGUAGUACUACUACCAUUAAUGGAAAUGAUUUACCUAAUAUACUUGUUUGGAAAGAUUUAAAUUUACAAAUAUCAAAUAGAAUUAAAUCAUAUUCAUCUUUUAAUUUAUUAACUAAUUCAGAUAAAAAUGAUUUAAUUAAUCAUUUAAAUAAUAUUAUUAAUAAUACUUUAUUUAUGAAAGAACAUAAAGAUUUAGUAUUACCUUUAUUAGGAAAAUCAAAUGUUGCAUAUCCAUAUUGGACUGCAAUUACUAAACGUGGAUUAUUAGAUAAUUCAACAGGUCAAUUCAAUUUAAUGACAAGUGACAUUUCAAUCAUUGAAGAAGUUAGAGGUUUAACACGUGCUAUUUUAGAUGAAUUAGUUUUUGAUGGAAUUUUAUCAAAAUCUUUAAUGACAUUUUAUCCAAGAAUUGUUUCAAUUAAGAAUAAUGCAUUUAUUAAUUCAAAUUUACAAUUACCAAAUUCAUCUUAUAGUUUAUUACCAUAUUGGGAUUCAGAUUUUAAUUAUAUUGAACAAGGAACACCUUAUCAUGCAAAUAUUUGGAAAACAUUGACUGGACCUAAUACUAUAUUUGAAACAUCAUUGACCAAUACUACUUUCUAUUUUAAGAAUAUGACAUUGUAUGAUUUCCAUUUAAAUUGUAAUAAUCAAAAUAUUUCAUUAAUUGAUAGAGGAAUUAAUGUUGGUGAAUUUUAUAAUGAUAAAGCACCUGACAUUGGUGCCUAUGAAUCUAAUUGUAAUAAUAAUAAUUUAAAUCCACAACCAUCAUCAACAACAAAACCUUCAACAUCUGUAAAUUCACCACAACCAUCAAAAUCACCACAACCAAAUAAUUCAAAAAUUGUUUCACUUGGUUCAUCAAUUAAUGUUGGAGGAGGUAUUGGUAGUGGUUUAAUAUUGAUUGGAUGGAUAAUGGUGAUGAUGGUUGUUGUACUCAACACAAUGUUUUAA
Molecule: messenger RNA, 3282 nt
Organism: Naegleria gruberi
Lineage: Eukaryota; Heterolobosea; Eutetramitea; Acrasida; Naegleriidae
Exons: 4
Coding region: 1-3282 (1093 amino acids)
Source: RefSeq, a predicted model, not a curated record